Chondrus crispus (carragheen) is the source of this 1309-nucleotide messenger RNA. RefSeq names its product probable 4-nitrophenyl phosphatase. Gene Ontology annotation, molecular function: phosphatase activity. The record is from RefSeq and is a predicted model, not a curated record. NCBI's taxonomy places the organism in Eukaryota, Rhodophyta, Florideophyceae, Gigartinales, Gigartinaceae. Bases 232 to 1275 code for a protein of 347 amino acids. The transcript has 3 exons.
AUGUGGACCAGAAACGAGCAACGCCUGCUAUCCACUCAAUGCAUUGCUUUUCCGUUCGAAGAAAAAUCCCGCUGCAUUCUAACUUCUUUCAUUUUUCUCCAUUGGUUAAAGACCCCGUGGCCCAUCGACGUCCGCCGGCUCAAGUUUUCGCUCUCAGGCUUUCAAGUCUCAGGCUUUCAAGCUGCCAUUCCAGACUGCAAGUUCCAAACAGCACACCCCGUCCUACUCACCAUGGCCUUCGUCCCUCUCAUCACCCCUUCCCGCUCCUUCGUCCCCGCCCGCAUCCCGCAGCUCUCCCCGCGUCUGCCACAGGCUGUUCCCGUUGUUUCCCGGGGGCGCAUGUCUCCUUCACUUCCCAAGAUGACGGCAGUGGCGCAGCCGUCUACCGCCGCAUCCAAACUCACAGAUGCCGCUGAACUCAUUAGCCGAACAAACGUCUUUAUUUUUGAUUGCGAUGGUGUUAUCUGGCGUGGAGACUCCCUCAUAGACGGCAUCCCGCAAACUAUUGAGUAUCUGAGGUCCAUUGGCAAGCGCGUCUUCUUCGUUACGAACAACUCCACCAAGAGCCGAGCUGGAUACUUGAAGAAGUUUACCAAGCUCGGUCUUGAUGCUCAAGCAGAGGAGAUUUUCUCCUCCAGCUUUGCCGCAGCGGCGUACUUGGAGCAAACCAACUUCAAAGAAACAGGCAAAAAAGUGUAUAUUAUCGGAGAGAUUGGCAUUCCGCAGGAGCUCGAUCUCAUUGACGUGCCUUACAUUGGCGGUCCAGAUGACUCGGCAAAGCAGCCCAACAUGGAUCCCGGUGGGCGAUUGGAGCAUGAUCCUGAUGUUGGUGCUGUUAUUGUAGGGUUUGACCGCUUCAUCAACUACUAUAAGAUUCAAUAUGCUCAGCUCUGCAUCAACGAGAACCCAGGCUGCAAAUUCAUCGCCACAAAUCUCGAUGCUGUCACGCAUCUCACUGAUGCUCAGGAGUGGGCUGGCAAUGGUGCCAUGGUCGGCGCAAUUAGGGGCUGUACUGGCCAGGAACCCAUCCUCGUCGGGAAGCCUUCUCCGCUCAUGAUUGACUACAUUGUUAGCAAAUACGAUAUCGAAAGGUCUGAAAUAUGCAUGGUCGGGGAUAGGCUUGACACCGAUAUCCUGUUUGGAAAGGAUAAUGGCCUUUCCAGUGUGCUGGCCCUCUCAGGUGUUACCACGGAAGCCAGGCUAAAGGAUCCGACCAACGACAUCCAACCUGAUAGCUACGUAGACAGCAUUGCCGAUUUUCUCCCUAGGCAAUAAAUUUACGGUAAGCUAUACUGUAUUUAAACCAGUA